CCUGGAUCUCCUGUCGUGACUCUUGCGUGCUGAUUCUCUUUGUGUUGUCCUUCGCAGCCCCGUGAAAGCGUGAUACUGGCAUUGUUAGACGUGAUCGGACCUCACACACCAGCACCAUGCCUCCUCAGCAAGGAGAGGUGUCCUUGACGACGCUCUUUGCAGACGUCCACUACUACUUCUCCCCGCCUACAUACCAACCCCCGCACCACCGCUUUGACAAGAGCUCCUAUGUCUACCUGUAUCACAACCCCAUGCGCCAGAGCGGGCGCAUAGAGAUUGCGAACAAUGCUGGGACUCCGUCUCAAGAUGCGGUCGCUGGUCAGUUGGAAUCGGUCAAGGUCGAGCAGAGCUACAAGCACCCAUGCUUGUUCACCCUAACACUGGACGUGUUCGGUGGCCAGCAUGGAAGCCCAGCUUCUUCACCUCAGCAAGACAUGUCCCAAUGGCACCUUCCAGUGCCAGACCCGAACAACCAGGGCAAGUACAUGUACAGGCUGCACACCGUCGACAUGUACCUGUGGACACAGAACGAUGCAAGCAUGUUCCUGGAUUCGCUACGAAGGGUUGUGCAGCCACAUCAGCUUCAGAUCAUUGCGGAUCCAAACGCUAUAUCGCCGACGUCACUACCUCACGAACACAAGCACGACACGAUGAGUCCAGUCAUUGCCAACCUCGAAAGAGCCGCGAUAUCGCACCAGAGCCGCACUCCCAGCAUCAGCUCCACACAAGCGUUUCCUGGCCCUCCGCAGGCAGCUUUCCCUGGGCCUCCUCCAGCCGCUCCUACCUCCACUGCAACCCCCUCGGUAGGAAACCAAGGCUACACGCCUAUGGCUGCCUACAAUCCUGCUGCACCAGCUGCACCGGAGCCCAUCGCCCAUCGCGAGAAGACCCCGCCGCCUCUAGAUGCGGCAGAAGGGACUGGUCUGACUGGAGCAGCCAUACAUGACUCGCAACCUCAGCAGUACAGCAAUCCCUUGCAGACCUCGUUCGCCCCUCAACAGACCUCUGGAUCAUACAUGCCUGGUCCUCCAGCACCUGGUCAAGGCUUCAGUGGUCCACCAAGCGUGCAACGAACCAACACAGCGGGUUCAAUGCCUCCGCCGCCCCAAAGCCCACCGUCGUUCGCAGGUCCACCUCAGAGCCCCCCUUCGUUUGCAGGCCCGCCUCAGUCUGCGCCUCCUGCAGAACCCUAUGGUCAGAGUGCUCCACAGCAUCCAGGCGUGCAGCGGCAGUCGUCUGUCCCGGUUCAACAGUACGCCGGCUACACUGCUGGGCCUCAGUCUCCUGGUCUGCCCUCACCUGCUCCAACCCAGCCACAGCAUUACCUAGGUUAUGCGCAGCACCAGUACGGCAGCACUGCACAGCAGACGCCUGGGACAGACCCAGCCGAUAUGCACAAGCAGUUCUACCGUCCAACUGAACAGGAGGCUGUUGUUGACGACAACAGCACGGCAGCGACACCUAACUCGAACAUGGGCAAGAGAGUCGUAAAGGUCGAGAAGGGCGUUGGCCGGUUUCUGAAAAAGCUGGACAGUAAGUGGUAAGCAUCAGAGCGUGUGUAAUGCGAUUUAGCCAGCGAGCGAUGUUUAGAGCAUAUACCCACUCGUUUAAGCAAUUCAGACAGCAGAGACAGCAAAGACGGCAGAGACAGCAAAGACGGCAGAGACAGCAAAGACGGCAGAGACAGCAAAGACAGCAGAGACAGCAAAGACAGCAGAGACAGCAGAGACAGCA
This is a messenger RNA of Didymella exigua CBS 183.55, 1734 nucleotides long. RefSeq lists its product as uncharacterized. The record is from RefSeq and is a predicted model, not a curated record. The transcript has 3 exons. Lineage: Eukaryota; Fungi; Ascomycota; Dothideomycetes; Pleosporales; Didymellaceae. The coding region runs from base 117 to 1544 and encodes 475 amino acids.